This is a messenger RNA of Puntigrus tetrazona (Sumatra barb), 2360 nucleotides long. RefSeq names its product REC8 meiotic recombination protein b (gene rec8b). Gene Ontology annotation, biological process: replication-born double-strand break repair via sister chromatid exchange; synaptonemal complex assembly; mitotic sister chromatid cohesion. Gene Ontology annotation, cellular component: synaptonemal complex; cohesin complex. The record is from RefSeq and is a predicted model, not a curated record. Gene Ontology annotation, molecular function: protein binding; chromatin binding. The transcript has 18 exons. Bases 99 to 1811 code for a protein of 570 amino acids. NCBI's taxonomy places the organism in Eukaryota, Metazoa, Chordata, Actinopteri, Cypriniformes, Cyprinidae.
UUUGGCAGACGUAAAGUGUGACCAAAGGUUAUCAGAUAAGAUUUUAAAUUAGAUAUCGAUUGGGUUGAGAUUUGUGUAAAACCGAGCUCUGAGGUAAAAUGUUUUACUAUCCAAAUGUGCUUCAGCGCCACACUGGAUGCUUCUCUACUAUCUGGCUGGCAGCUACCAAAGGCAUCAGGAUUUCCAGAAGAGAGUAUCUCAAGGUCAACGUCAGGCGAACGUGUGAGGACAUUGUGGAUUACGUGACGGUCCGGGUUCCUCCAGUCCAUCCCAGUCUUCCCCGGCCACGUUUCUCUCUUUACCUGUCCUCUCAGCUUCAGUAUGGCGUAGUCAUCGUCUACCAUCGCCAGUGUGCUUUUCUGCUGGAGGAGGUCCAGCAGACGAUCGAGCGUUUGCUUCGCUCAAAGAGACACUUGAACAUUGACAUGCUGGACACUGAUAGAUUGGUGCUGAAUGUCCCCGACUCUCUGUUCCAGCUGGAGGAGGCAGAAUGGGCGCUGGAGCCGUUUUUUGGAGUGAUGGGGGUUGACUGUGAGCCGCCUAGUCCUUGCUUGCCAUCUCAGUGUAUAAAGGGCUCAUCUCCUCUGGUGGCUAGAAAGGAAAUUGCAUCACCCAAAGGCCUCAUUGCUUCUUCUGAAUCAAUCACUAUCAAAGACGCAGAGCCGGUGCCUGUGCUAGCAGCGGAGUUUGGUGGUGCUGAGUUACCUGAAGCCACUGCUCAGGAGAUCGACAUGCUCAUGGAACAGCAAGAUCAGUUCCAUCUUGGUGGUGAGACGGAUGAGGACGAUAAGGAGAGGGAGAGGGUGACAGAAGUGGAGAAAUCAGGAGAUCUGGAUCCCGCUAUGGUCUCUAUAGAACAACUGAAGAACAGUGAGUGCAUCGUGGAUGAGGGGUAUGGACGUCCUACAGAAGUCACCUUAGAUAGGGUGGCUUUGGAGAUGACCCCUCCUCCCAUCAACAUGCCACCAACCACAGAAGCCAGCGAGAGAGACGUGGAGAUGGAGCUCUCCAGUGAGACAGUCGCGAAGCAGUCUGUGCCUCCGAAGAGACGGGGUCGCAAACGGCAGCUGAUCUUCGCUGACCAAAACACACAGAUUUCCCAGGAUGCAAUGCGGCAACAAAUCAACAACCGUCUGAUUGAAACUCAAUCUCUGUCUGACACUCUAAUAAGUAUCCCUGCCUCUCAGAAGUCAUCAGCGGCGGCUCUGCUCAGCACACCGUGUAAAUUGCUCAUCCACCCUGACCUCCAGGCACUGUGGAAAUGCUGCAGUGUUUCCUCCAGGCUCCCCCGUCCCUCCAGGAAACGGCAGGGGCAGGAGGAGAGUGAGCUGUGGGAAAUGGAGAAAGAAAGAGGAAUGCAGAGGAGCCGGGGGUCUGGUAGAGAGGUGGUCAGGGAAUCUGGAGCGGCUGCACUGGCUCUGUCUGAGCUCUCAGCUGGUUCAGACGUGCCGCUGGAUGUGUCCAAAGGAGACAAGUCUCAGAGUGACCUCAUCACUCCCACCAGCAGAUGGUCUCCUAUAGAAGAGGCUCCUGUUUCUAUGGAGGUGAUAUUAGAGGAGCGCGUCGAACUGCCAGAAAGAGAGACGGAGCCGGAGAUGAACGUCAUCACCGCUGCCGAACUUCUCCGACUGAUCGACCAUUUCGUCAAGAGCUUUGGAAAGGUUCGCUUUCGUUCACUGCUGCCCCCAGAGGCCGAGCGCGGUACCGCAGCUCAUCUGUUCUACAGAACACUGGAGCUGCUCUGCAGUCUGAAGUUAAGUGCAUGGCAGACUGAACCGUUCGGAGUCAUCACCAUUACCAUGAACCGCUGAACACACACGCCAAGUGCAAACAUGCGUGCUCUCAAACAUGUUGAAGCUGUUCGAUUGUUUUAAACUUUUGCUGAGCGCACACUGCUAGGAUGAGCUACAUUAAGUCAGUUCAGAAGUCAGUUUAAAUACACAGUUUUUAGUCUUGUAUUCAUAACAAACAAAUAUAGAAAUGGUUAUAAUGUUUGUGAUGAUUAUGAAUGUGUUAUUAUGUUAACAUUUAGAUUUAACUACAGUGUGAACAUUUAAAAUGCACGGCGUGGUUUUAAAUGUAGAGCGAAUUGAAGUUGUAUUACAAUAAUAAACAUUUUUAACAGGUUUUUUUUAAGUUUUGAACUUAUGAUGGUUAAUGUGUUCGUUUUUUAACUUUAUACUUUUUGUAUUUUUAUAUUUACGUUACUUAGCUGUUCUAAAGAUAUGUAAAAGAAAAUAUGAAUCAUUUUACAGAAUAUAAUGUACAUAUGAGUUGUGAAGUUUUUAGCUGUGCUCAAGUUGCAUGUAUAAGCUGAAUGAGUUCUACAGAAUUUGUCUCAGUACCAUUUGAAAUACAAU